Messenger RNA from Didymodactylos carnosus, 480 nucleotides. The record is from the annotation of a GenBank genome assembly. NCBI's taxonomy places the organism in Eukaryota, Metazoa, Rotifera, Eurotatoria, Philodinida, Philodinidae.
AUGUCAUCUAUAACAAGAGCUACAUUGCCACCUCCGCCACGUUUUAACAUUCCACCUCCACCUCUUCUUCCUCCUGAAUUUAAUCUUAAUCUCGCAGAUUUAACAUGUUCAUCUAUGAAACGAUUAUCAUCAAUUGAACCAAAACUUAUUUCUUAUAAAUCGAACAAUUAUUUUCUCCUUAUUAUUAGUACGGGUAUUUUUGUUCUCAUAUUAUUAUUAAUUUUAUUUCUAUUCUUAUCAUACAUUUAUUAUCGUCGAAAAAAAUAUUGUAAACAAAAAGUUUUAAAUGUUGAUCAUCCAUCGUCAAUCAAUAGUUCAUAUGCAACAAUAUCCGAUCAAAUAACAACAAAUGAUACAUAUUUAAUGGCAAUUAAUUCAUCAUUAUCAUCGACGACUUCAUCAUUAUGUUCAUCUAAUUGUUAUUGCAAUGAUGUUAAAAAAAUAACACCCUACUAUCAUGUUAUCGAUUUACCAGAAUGA